AUGUCGUCUCACACUAACAAAACGAAGCAAAUCUUGGUUUUGGCUUGCUUCUACUCAUUUGCGGAACCUAACAGAUUUCUGGAGGUCUGCAUCAAAGCAGAGGAAGAUGGUCAGAUCCAUCUUACAAGACCUCACAUAUAUUUUCAGGACGAAGCCAAUGUCAAAGAAGAUCGCAUAGCCAUUGCUGAUGAGGAAUUCGACGAACCCACCCUCUUCAGUGUCUUUUAUGACAGCACAUUGCAUGGGACACCACAUUGUCCUUACUUGGUAUUCAAAAUCACCAACAAAACUGAUAUAGUAGAUAUUUUAAGAAAAGACUACAUAGCAAUGACGAAAGCAGUGGAACAGAUGGAGACUUCAAAAUGUAUCUUGAGUAAAGUCAACUAUCUACUGCAAGACAACCGCAACAUGACAAACCUAAAUGGCGACUUAGACAAGCUAUGCGCUGAGUUACAAUGCAUGAUAAUGGAUCACCUCGCACUCCCAGACCUCAUAGAACUAGGCAAAACCAGGCAAGAGAAUAACGAAGGAGCCUUCAUAGAAGACACCAGUACAUUCAUCGGCGUAAUUGAAUGCACCGGAUCCAUCAUUGCGGGAUCUAGCGCGCUGCAUCUGUUCCAAGCCAAAUCAGAAGCGCUUGCACUCCAAGACUUGGACAUAUAUGCCACACAAGAGUUUGAAGAAACAUUGCUGGAGCAUUUCAAGGGCAAAGAAGGAUACAAGGGGACCCAGGACAAUCACCAGGAAGAAAGAAUAUGA
Suillus plorans is the source of this 759-nucleotide messenger RNA. RefSeq lists its product as uncharacterized. Bases 1 to 759 code for a protein of 252 amino acids. The transcript is spliced from 4 exons. Lineage: Eukaryota; Fungi; Basidiomycota; Agaricomycetes; Boletales; Suillaceae. The record is from RefSeq and is a predicted model, not a curated record.